Echinostoma caproni is the source of this 570-nucleotide messenger RNA. The record is from the annotation of a GenBank genome assembly. Lineage: Eukaryota; Metazoa; Platyhelminthes; Trematoda; Plagiorchiida; Echinostomatidae.
AUGUCUGCUUUAAACGCAUCAUCUUCAAGAGCAACGGAAUUGGAUGAAUUAAAAAGGGCAUAUGCAAAGUCGUUGGAAAAAUUGGAGUUGGAUAUGGGUCAACCGCCGCGUUCACGGGGAGAAACGGGUUAUUCGCGGGACGAUUCCGGUCGUCGUAAAAACGAAAUGAAGCAGGAUAAGUAUGCCAAAGAUCACCAUCUCCAUGAUUUAAAAUCAAAAGUUCAGUCAUUGGAGGAGGAAAACGAACGUCUGCAAACGCGUCUCCUGCGUGGCAGUAUGGAUGAACAAGGCUCCCGUAAGCAGAACAACUCGAUGAAUAAUGUGAUGGUGAAGCCAAUGACCGAAUCUGAUCUAUUCGAUGAUGCGUCUGGUUCGCAACACCAUACGACCGGUAUCAGUCCACUGAGCCCACACGAUCCGAUUCAGCGUAGUCGCCAACAGAAUCUGAUAGCUCGUUUCAACGAUCUGUUCUCAUCCAGCAGAGUUGAGGCAAUGGCGAUUCUGCGCCGCUAUCUGGACGAUCAGGACAUGAACCAAACAAUUGUAUUCCAAGUUGUUUUGGUGAGUUAG